Messenger RNA from Akanthomyces muscarius, 1224 nucleotides. RefSeq lists its product as uncharacterized. The record is from RefSeq and is a predicted model, not a curated record. Lineage: Eukaryota; Fungi; Ascomycota; Sordariomycetes; Hypocreales; Cordycipitaceae. Bases 1 to 1224 code for a protein of 407 amino acids. Gene Ontology annotation, cellular component: endomembrane system. The transcript has 3 exons.
AUGAAGUUCUCGACGCUGUCGGUCGGAAUUCUGGCCCUCCUGACGCCGUUGACGGCGGCAUGGAGCAAGGAAGACCGUGAAAUCUUUCGUAUCCGUGACGAAAUCUCCGCCCACGAAGUUGACCCCGAGGCCACGUUUUACGAAAUCAUGGGCAUCCCGAAACAUGCCUCCCAGGACGCCGUCAUCCAGGCCUACCGCAAGAAGACCCGCGAGCUGCAUCCCGACAAGGUGCGCCAGCAGAUGCGCGCCCGCAAGCCCAAGGACGGCGCCACGUCGAUCAAGGCCCCCUCGUCGUCCGAGAUCAAGGCCGCCGUGAAGAAGGCCUCGGACCGGCAGGCGCGCCUGUCGCUGAUUGCCGGCAUCCUCAAGGGCCCCUCGCGCGACCGGUACGACCAUUUCCUCGCCAACGGCUUCCCGCUGUGGAAGGGCACCGACUACUACUACAACCGCUACCGGCCCGGCCUGGGCACCGCCAUUGUCGGCGUGCUCAUGUUUGUGGGCGGCGCCGUGCACUACCUGAUCCUCUACAUGAACUGGAAGCGCCAGAAGGAGUUUGUCGGCCGCUACGUCAAGUUUGCGCGCAACACGGCCUGGGGCGGCAACAUUCCCGGCCUCAACACCGAGCCCACGCCAGCGGCGGCCCCCGCUGCCGAGGAGGAGGAGGACCCUGCCAUGCCGCAGCCGCGCAACCGCAAGGAGCGCCGCAUGAUGGAGAAGGAGACUCGCAAGGACGAGGGCCGCCCGGCCAAGAAGAAGGAUCGCAAGACCCGCGCCGUGUCCAAGCCAUCGUCGCGUGAUGCCUCCGUUGCGCCUACUGGUGUCAAGAAGAGAGUCGUUGCCGAGAAUGGCAAGGUUCUCGUCGUUGACUCCCAGGGUGACGUCUUCCUCGAGGAGCAGGAUGAGGAGGGCAACGUCCACGAGUACCUCCUUGACCCCGAGGAGCUGGCCGCACCUACCUACAAGGACACGGCCGUCGUCCAGGUCCCCCUGUUCCUGUUCAACGCCUCGGUCGGCCGCCUGUUUGGCAGCAAGGCCGAUGACGAGGCCGAGGCUGACGAGGCCGCGGACGACGACUCGGAUGCGCCGCAAAACACGCCCAGCACCGACUCUGCGGGCGAGGACUUUGAGGUGAUUAGCAAGAGCACCGAGUCGCUGAGCAAGGCCAAGACGAGCGGCGCGCAGCAGGGCGGCAAGGCCGGCAAGCGCAAGAACAAGAAGAGGUAA